This is a messenger RNA of Pseudomassariella vexata, 2003 nucleotides long. RefSeq lists its product as uncharacterized. NCBI's taxonomy places the organism in Eukaryota, Fungi, Ascomycota, Sordariomycetes, Amphisphaeriales, Pseudomassariaceae. The transcript is spliced from 4 exons. Bases 432 to 1976 code for a protein of 514 amino acids. Gene Ontology annotation, cellular component: cytoplasm; nucleus; nucleotide-activated protein kinase complex. The record is from RefSeq and is a predicted model, not a curated record. Gene Ontology annotation, biological process: signal transduction. Gene Ontology annotation, molecular function: protein kinase binding.
ACAGUUGACCACAGAUAUAUCAUUUGAAACCCUCCCUUCGCCCUGUCGAUACAGCAGCAAUUAGGUUGGACCUCGCAUGCUGAUCCGAUUUUGCCUACAUUACACAACGGGGCCACCUACCUGAGCACCAGUAGACGCCAGUCCUGCAGCCUGUGCUUCUUUAGCUCCAGCUAACCCCCGUAGACUCCGUCCAUCACCCUAACAAGGACCUAAGCUCCGAGAAGUUUCUACCACCUGCAGCCAUCGCUCACCGUCUACGCACGCAUCGGCCGCAAUCGAUCCUGGACCGCCGACGAGGCUUUCGUCAUCUUGUCAAAAAUUUCUAAAGUUGAAUUGCAGUAUCGAGUCAUCCAGUGGCCCGUCCUUUGUCCCAACUCGCGAAUUUCACCGACCCAACGACUACGCGCCAGCCGAAUACAUUGUACGGCAUUAUGGGAAGCUUCGUUUUCAAGUGGGAGCAUUCUGCCUCCGAAGUUUACGUCACCGGCACCUUUGACGAAUGGAAAAAGACGGAGAGAUUAGAAAAGAUUGGAGAGCACUUCGAGAAGUUGGUCAUGCUGCCCGAUGCCUCCCAGAAGAUCUAUUACAAGUUUGUUGUUGACGGCAACUGGGUAACCGACCACACUGCCCCCAAGGAAGCCGACGAGAGCGGAAACGAAAACAACGUCCUCACCCCCGAAAAUAUCCAGAAAGCACCCGUAACCAUGAACUCUGCUGCGCCAGAGUCGUCCACCGCCGCCUUGGCUGCUGGGGUGCCACUUGAGAAGAAAGAGGAGAAUCACGACGAUCUCCCGGGAGCCUUCCCUGAGACACCCGCUGCCCUUGAGCCUAAGGAUCAGGAAUUCAGCGUCAACCCACUGCCUGCCGCUCCGGGAGCCGUUAACCCUGUGCAGCUUGCACCCGGCGAGAAGAUCCCCGAAGGCCUUGCUGUUGGUGACACCACGAGCCAUGUGAAGUUGGAUGCCGAGUCUUACGAGAAGGCUGAUGAACUGCCCGGCGGUGCCGCUUUGACUUUUUCGUCUGCCGCCCCAGAGUCUAGCACUGCUGCUCUGGCUGCCGGUGCGCCAAUUGAGACCAAGGUUCCCGCGGUUGUGAAAGAGAGCCAAGAGAAGGCGCACGUCGACGCCGAGGCUAGUGGCGUUCCCGAGGAAGUCAAGGAGAAGGCCGCCGUGGAGGAAGAGUUGCUGGAGAAGGUGACGCCAGCGCCCACGACUGCUGAGGGCACUUCUGGUGUGGGCACCGAAAAGACGGAGACCACCGUAACACCUGGAGAGGCAGCUGGUUCUGUUGUCGCUGCGGCAGCCGCCCUGGGUAGCGCCGCUGUCGCCGGGGCCAUUGGCGCAAAGGACAUAGCUGUCGAGAAGGCUGACCAGGCCAUAACGACAGCGCAGGUCUCUGCUACUGAAGCCGCGACGAACCUGCCCGACUCCGUCAAGGAGAAGCUUCCCGCGUCGGUUCAGAGUGCCAUUGGCACCACGGCCAAAGAGGAGAAGAUCGAGACCGUCUCACCUGAGGUCCCCGUAGAAGUGAAGGACUCAAUCGCCGAAGCCGGAAAGGCCCCCGAGGCAGCGUCCAACACCGAGGCUGUUGAGGAGAAGAAGGCUGUGGAGACCGAGUUGUUGAAGGAGGUGAAGCCGGUUGCUUCGGUCGGCGAAGAGGCUAAGGUCGGUGGUGCUUCGUCUAAGUCCGAGACUGAGCCCAAGCCUACAACUGAGGCAGCUCCGGAGGAGUCCAAGCCCACAACUGCCGUUAUCCCGACAGAGCCCGUACCCGCAACUGACGCUAUCCCCGCCAUCGUGACGGAGCCUGCGGCCGAGGCCGCGCCCGAGCCCAACGGAGCCCAGGCAGCCGUUACACCGGAGAAGUCAGCGGCAGGACCCAGCACAGCAGACCCGAGCCCGGCCACGGAGAAAAAGAAGAAGAACAGACUCAGCGCUCUGUUCAGCAAGUUCAGGGGCAAGAAGGCCGCCAAAUAAACCCGCACACCGGCUCAAGCGUCUCUG